CUGAAGGAGCCGCCGCUUCCGUGGAGUCCGCGGCGGGAUGGCGACGGAGGAUAACGGCAACAUCAUGGCCGGGUUUCUGAAGCCGACGUCGAGCAGCAACGAGGACCUCAGCGAGUACACCGACGCCGACGAGAGCAUCUCGGCGCCCACCGAAAUUUUAGCCGAAUUUUUAUCUGCUGUAAUGCUAAAGGAUUAUGUAACGGCAUUAAAAUACUGCAAACUAAUCCUGCAAUACGAACCGGACAAUAGCACAGCGAAGGAAUUCUAUCCGCUCAUCCUGGAAAAGCUCCAGUCCCUAAAUAACGAAGAAGCAGGGAGUAAUAACGAUAGUGAGGAUGAAGAUGAUAGCGAAGAUAGUACAAGUUCCAGCACUGAUUCUGAUCAUACGACGUCAGAGGAAAGCAGUGAUGGGCAAUUGGACGAGGAGGACGGCGUCGCGAUGGGCAAAAGCGCCGGCAACAAGCGCUCCAAAGGAUCGUCCGAAGGCGACGGCACCACCGGCAGCUACUCCAGCCUGGAGGACGACGAAGCCGAGACCGAUCAAUUGGCCGUUUUGGCCGCCCGGUAUCAAAUCGAUAACGUCAAUCUCGGCAACGGGAAUAAAAUAUAUAACACUCACUUAUCGUCGAACCUCACCUAUCAGAACCGGGCCGCUUUGGGUAAGAACAAACUGGGGACGGCCGUGGAGAACGCGAACUUGGUACCGGGCCAGGUUCCGUUCGGAACCAGUUCGGAUUCGGAAUCGCCGACGGAGCCGGUGAGCCAAAAAACCGUCGCCAUGCUCAGGGCCAAAGUGGUGCCAAAUCAAAUUUGAAGCGUAGAAAAUUAGGGAGUAGUUUGAUGUCGCCUGGUCGGGAAUCCGUUGGCUUGAUGAAGGGGGUGGUUUUGUUCAAGGUUUUUGUUGGGAUUGGGCGAAGUUGAAAUUGUAAGUUGAAAAUAUUUUACUUAAUGAAAUUCGGGGGUGGGUAUAUUUCGUUCAAACGCUGGGCUUACGGAUUUGCGAUCAGAUUAUUUUGUUUAACUUUAAUAAAUGUUUUCAUGACCUGUC
Molecule: messenger RNA, 1048 nt
Organism: Phyllotreta striolata
Lineage: Eukaryota; Metazoa; Arthropoda; Insecta; Coleoptera; Chrysomelidae
Source: the annotation of a GenBank genome assembly